UAUUUUUUCUGUUAAAAGGUUUUUCUCACACGGGUCUUGGAUGUUUUUUACUGAAGAAACUUCGCUGCAUUGAAGUAAACGCGUUCAAUAAAACCCUAUUUCCCAAUUUUGAUCCUCCUUCCUCCCUCUAAUCGUCGUCUACGCGUCCGCCUUCUCCUUCGUUUGCCAUCUUCGGUUUUGUAUUGCACACCAGAUGUCUGUUAGCAUCAACCAGAAGCAUCACUAUUUUGUUUGGGCUGCGUUGAAUCGAAGAAGACAUUGGUGCUCUGGGAAGAUAUUGUUUAGGCAUUGGACUUGACUCUUGUGUGACUUUCUUUUGUUAGAAUUUGCUUCACUGAGACCUACUAGUGCUGUGGUCUUUUCAUUUUAUUUGUCUGUGCGGUUUUUUACUAUUUCCAAUGGCGAAGCUUCCACCAGGGUUUCGCUUUCACCCUACUGAUGUUGAGCUGAUAAUGUACUAUCUAAAGCGGAAGAUCAUGGUGAAAAAGAUCCUUUUUGAAGUCAUAUCAGAACUCAACAUUUAUAAGUUCUCCCCAUCAGAUCUUCCAGACAAAUGUUGCUACAAAAGUAAAGAUCUUGAAUGGUAUUUCUUUUGCCCAAGUGAGAGAAAGUAUGCAAGUGGAUUCAAGAUGAAUCGCACUACUGAUAUUGGAUUCUGGAAAAUUACUGGCAGGGAUAGACGUGUUCUUUAUGAUGAAAAGUUUGUUGGAUCUGUUAAGACUUUGGUUUUUCACCAAGGUAAAGCACCACGAGUGCAGAGAACUGAUUGGGUUAUUCACGAGUAUAGAUUUGAAGAUAAAGAUACGGCAGAUGCAGGAUUUUCGCUGGACGCGUACGUGCUUUGCAAAGUAUUUAAGAAAAGCGGACCAGGUCCCAAAAAUGGAGCGCAGUAUGGAGCACCAUUUAAGGAGGAAGAUUGGGAAGAUAAUGAGACACCUGCUGAACAUAAUCAAUCCAGUAUUCCUUCUUUACCUCUACCUGACAAUGAAACCCGCUCAAUUGUGACCCAGCCUUACAUACAUGAGAUGCCUGUUGAACCUAAUUCAUAUGGUGCAACUUCUGUACCUGCAAUGCCUGACAACCAAAGCUGCUCUGUCAUUACCACCAUGGUUGACCCAGGAAACAAAUAUCUUUGGCAUUUAACUGAACCAGGUCCAUCUUCUGCUGAGCUAUACAGUAAGAAGAUGCCUCAGGAAGAGGAUGAUUACAUGAUUCAGCUCUUUGACAAUUUCAUUGAAGAUCCUGCUAUAUUGUUUGCUGGAAAUGAGGAUAAUCUGGGUACUAACGAUAUGAAUGUUGAAGUUGCAUCUUUCAUUACUGGGAAUGUUAUGCACCACAAUCUUGGAAACCUUGACAACUGUGUAGAACUAGAUCAAACAACAUUUGAUCUUUCCGUAUUCCAGGGAACUGACUAUAGUCAUGACUCCAUAUUUUUCCAAGAUGUUCCCUAUUUGGAGCUCAACGAUCUUAAAAUCCCUCUGAGUCACUCUGCUGAAGCCAUUGAAACGGCGCCAGUAAUGAUGGGUAAUUUCUGUGUACCACAUAGUUCUGAUGUUGACCUGCGACAGUUCUGUUUUGGAAGCAAUUCUUCAGCCAGAAGUCAGCAAGUUGCAGGCCAAAAUCAGCUCCAUGUGCUCCCUGAAUAUCACAACCAGCAAGUUAUUGGGUCUUUUUGGUAAAUGCUGAUGCAGCUAAUGUGAAUCAGGCAUACAAUGCUCCAUACACGACUGAUUUUAGUUCUCACUAGCAGCCAGAGGGCAGUACAUACACUGCUCAAAACCCGGAAAGAGGUAGAUCUUACCAUUUCUGAUGACAGUUCGUGUUCCAGCAGUCAUGUACUAUUCAUUUGUCGUGCUAGUGUGAAUGCAGACAAUGAGUAUGAGAUACUGAAAAUUCUUUGUCUACAAUGUUCAUUUUUUCAAAUCGGAGAAUUCAGUGUCGGACAUAAAUAAGUUCCAUUUAAUCUGGUGUACUUUGGACAUCUAUGGCCAGAGUAGCUACCUAUCACUCAUGACUGAAAUGACCAUGCUUAGAAAACAGUCAAGUUACUCCGUAUUGUUGUCUUUAGGCGGUUUGAUCGACCAUGAGUAGAGCAGUAUUUGUGAUGAGGUUGCAUUAGCCUCUAAUAUAUGAUUGGUGGAGACUGCAGUACUUGCUGCAGUCUUUGAUAUGUGCUAUAUUGCUCUGUGUGAUA
Molecule: messenger RNA, 2194 nt
Organism: Solanum lycopersicum (tomato)
Lineage: Eukaryota; Viridiplantae; Streptophyta; Magnoliopsida; Solanales; Solanaceae
Product: NAC domain-containing protein 82-like
Biological process (GO): regulation of DNA-templated transcription
Molecular function (GO): DNA binding
Source: RefSeq, a predicted model, not a curated record